CAGCACAUCCACCUGAAAGGAUAUUUAAGUUAGUUGAUCAGAACAAUCCAAGUAUUUUCUGCAUUCAUGCUACAAACUAUAAACAAGCACUGUCCUUUAUUCCUCCUGAAAUGCCUACUUCACAAAAUUUUGAUAGUUUGCUUAAACAGUUUGAAGGUGUUACCUUCAGUGCUGAAUCUGAUGUUUUCUUGAAUACUGAAUCAGAUGCUCAGAAUUCCUCUGAUGCAAAUGAAACUGCUAGAUAUGAGUAUGGUGUUCCUGUACAGAUGGCUGAUGCAUUUCUGAGAUUGCCUGCUCCUCUUGUCUCCUCUCAGUGCUCUGAUGCUAAUCCUGCAGGUUUUCUAGUAAACCAGGCUGUGAAAUGCAGUAGAAUGAUAAAUGUGGGAAAUUGUAACACCACUCAAGCACUUAGUAUGCUGUUCUACGCCAACUCCAGCAUUUUAGCAGUACCUAAGUCAAGUCAGAUGGUUAACAUUACUGUCCAGACCAUAACUAUCCAGUCUUUGAGUGGAACACGUACUUUGCUUAACAGUAGUGAUGUCCUUUUGCUCCCCAAGUAUUUGGAUGAUCAAGUGUGCAUAAAUGUAGUUCUUAGGCUAAACACAAAGCCAGUCCCUCUUAGUGGAAAUCCUGGUUAUGUUAUUGGAUUGCCGUUGAGGGCAGGAUUUAGACCUCCUGGAUCUGGCGUUAUUCAGAGUACUAAUACAUAUGGUCAACUUACUAUUUUGCAAAGCUCAUCGAAUCAGGACUGUCUUGCAAUAGAAGGAGUCAGAACCCCAGUAUUAUUUGGUUAUAAUAUGAUAUCUGGCUGUAAACUAAGAAUCACUGCAAGUACAGAAUGUCAACUCUUGGCCAAUAUCAUCUUGAAUGUACUGAAAGGACAAAAUUUUCCAGAAUAUGUAGCUUCAUUUGGAAAUUCUCAGGCCCAAGAUGUAUUGGAUUGGGUGCCAAUCACUCACAUCCAGUCUUCAGAACAGGGUCUAUGCCAAAUCCCAGUAUCAUUUGAAAUAGAAGUGAAAUGGAGUAAAUAUGGAUCUUUGGUGAACCCACAAGCUAAAAUCGUGAAUGUCUCAGCAACGGUCAUUACCACCAUACUGGCCCAGACUAAUUUUGGAAGUGAAAAAACUAUUCAGAUAGGAAGUUCUGUUACUUUCAUUGAUGUUUCUAUACCAGCAGAGCCAGGCUAUAAAGCUCAACCAACCAUUGAUGCCAAGUUACCCUUUGAUUUUUUCUUUCCAUUUGUUUAAACCCACAUGCAAAUGAAAAUGAAGAGCAAGAACUGAAGAAAUAAUAUACUGCAAAGUAUUCAACCCUGCUGCUGAGGACGCCUACCUUAUCUGGAUGUAGCUGAUGUGGUUCUGCUUUUGUUCAAAAUUGCACGUCCUGGGAGUAAUUGCACAGUUAAGUUCAACAGCACCUCCGGAAGUGAAUGCUACCCAGCAACAGGAUGAUACGGCCAGAGCAAAGAUUAGCAAGGAAGCUACUCUGACAAAGACAAAUGGGAAUAGAGUAGGAGGUGGUUUAGAGACAGAAUAAUGCUGAGCUAGCUUCUUGAAUUGUAAACUCCUACUGGGUAUUGCAAAUGAAGAACACGCAGCAAAAAACAGUAACUCCUUGAAAUAAGUUGUGCCCCCAAUAUUCACAGCUUUAUAAAUAUCUGACUUUAUUUAAUUUGUUGCAGCAUUAACUGUACCGCUAUACAAUUAAAGAUUUAUGCAAUACAUUGUUUAAGGGA
This is a messenger RNA of Chelonoidis abingdonii (Abingdon island giant tortoise), 1735 nucleotides long. NCBI's taxonomy places the organism in Eukaryota, Metazoa, Chordata, Testudines, Testudinidae. The record is from RefSeq and is a predicted model, not a curated record.